GCAGCAGAAGAAGAGGAGGCAGGGGUGUGAGAGCCCAGGCAGCAGGCAGACACCCAGCCUGGAGGAAUUCCCCUCUGCAGCACCCACCCAGCAGCUGAGACCAUGGGCCAGAAUGACCUAAUGAGCACGGCUGAGGAUUUUGCAGACCAGUUCCUGAGAGUGACGAAGCAGUACCUUCCCCACGUGGCUCGUCUGUGCCUGAUCAGCACCUUCCUGGAGGAUGGCAUCCGCAUGUGGUUCCAGUGGAGCGAGCAGAGGGAUUACAUUGAUGCCACGUGGAACUGUGGCUAUUUCCUGGCCUCCAUCUUUGUGUUCCUAAAUCUCUUUGGACAGCUGAGCGGCUGUAUCCUGGUGCUGAGUAGGAACUUUGUGCAGUAUGCCUGCUUCGGCUUGUUCGGAAUUAUAGCAUUACAGACCAUUGCUUACAGCAUUCUGUGGGAUCUGAAGUUCUUGAUGAGGAACCUUGCCCUUGGGGGAGGCUUGCUGCUGCUUUUGGCUGAGUCACGGUCAGAGGGGAAAAGCAUGUUUGCCGGUGUCCCCACCAUGCGGGAAAGCUCCCCCAAACAGUACAUGCAGCUGGGUGGACGUGUGCUACUGGUCCUCAUGUUCAUGACGCUGCUACAUUUUGAUGUUAGCUUCUUUUCUAUUCUCCAGAACAUCGUGGGCACAGCCCUGAUUAUCUUAGUGGCAAUUGGCUUUAAGACCAAGCUGGCUGCCUUGACUCUGGUCAUCUGGCUGUUUGCCAUCAACAUCUACUUUAACGCCUUCUGGACCAUCCCAGCCUACAAGCCCAUGCAUGACUUCCUCAAGUACGACUUCUUCCAGACCAUGUCUGUCAUUGGAGGGCUUCUCCUGGUGGUGGCGCUGGGUCCUGGUGGCGUCUCCAUGGACGAGAAGAAAAAAGAGUGGUAACGGGAGCAGCGUAGCUUCUCAGGACACAACAGCUUAGGUCCAGGACUGAUUCUCUAUGGAGUCAACAAAAACUGCCAGCAUUUUACGUAUACCUGCCCCUCCCGUACCUUCCCCUGUUAAAGGCACAGAUGUCUUGAGAAUUUAAUUUACAGUGGCACCAGUAAUCUGAUCAUAGAUGAUAAAUCCUCCUUCUUCAAGGAACAUUGCCUAGGUUUAUUUUUUUGUUUUGUUUUUAACUUCCUAGAAUUGGAACUAACCCAAGGAAUCCACAUUUCAUUGAGUACUUCAGUAAUGGCUUUUAAAUUUAAAGUACUGUGAGCAGAUACACAGCAGUAUCAUUCAGUGUGCUGUUUGGUUAUUUUUUCUGUUUCCUUUUUAACUCUAACAAGUGAAUUCCCCACUCCCCGCAGAGAACUAAAAAUCCUCUGUGUAUAUAAAACCCAGCUGCUGGUUAGAGCAUUGUUUGUACAAUUGGAGAGUUACGCUAAGCGAAGACAUUGGUUUUAAAAAAUUACAGUAUUAUGUACCCAGGUCUGAGCAAGGGGAAGGUCCUUUCCACACCCAAAGAGACAGAGGGAGGGAGAAAGAAUGUCAGAAGCAGCUGCAUCCUUCUCUAGAUGAGGAAAAAGAGGGUUUUAUUUUCUGUAAUGAAAAUGGAAUGUCUCAUUUCUGUUCCUGAACG
Molecule: messenger RNA, 1594 nt
Organism: Emys orbicularis (European pond turtle)
Lineage: Eukaryota; Metazoa; Chordata; Testudines; Emydidae
Gene: SURF4
Product: surfeit 4
Exons: 6
Coding region: 103-912 (269 amino acids)
Biological process (GO): Golgi organization
Cellular component (GO): endoplasmic reticulum; endoplasmic reticulum-Golgi intermediate compartment; membrane
Source: RefSeq, a predicted model, not a curated record